GUGGCGUCACCGUCGGGAAGAUUACAGUAGGAGGGUUUAGCGCCGCAAUUUAGCAACGAUCGAAGAUCGAGAACUUGUUUUAUUUGAAGAAAUAACUUGUGGGAUAAAAAUAACGCGAUCAGAAAUUCGGAAAUCGUCGUGCAGUGAAGUACAGCGCUAAGAACGUUAAAAAUGACGACAAACUUGAGCAUAUUUAAAGAACCAAGAGGAUUCAUUAGAGUGAUUCAGGCAAUUAUGGCCAUUUUUGCAUUUUCUACAACAGCUGGAUUCUCUACUUCGGUAUCUUUUAUCAUGGAUUGCAAUUCUGACGACAUUCACGAUAUUGAAUAUCAUUUUGGAUAUCCAUUUUCUUUGAGAGAGAUACCUCUAACUAUACCUAACUGCAAUGAAACAGGAUCUCACAGAGUUGUAUAUUUUCCAUAUGUAUUUUCUGGAAGUGCAGAAUUUUUUGUUGCCACUGGUGUUAUUGCUUUUCUUUAUACUAUUUUGAUAUCUGUUGUUUAUACUAUAGGACAAGAUACAUACCAGAAUAACCCAAUGUAUCCUCUUGUGGAUAUGGGUAUCACCAGCGUCAUUACAUUAUUCUGGCUUGCUGGAUCGAGUGCAUGGGCAGAUAGCGUAAGCGAUAUGAAAUACUAUACAAAGCCAGAAAAUCUAUUUAAAAAUUUGUGUGAAUGUAUGAGAAAAGAUGUUUGUAAGUCAGAUGAUAUGGGAAGUUUCGCUUCACUAGAUGUAUCACUGGUAUUUGGUUUUUCAAAUUUCUUACUUUGGGGUGUUAGCAUAUGGUUUGUAUACAAAGAAACAACAUUCCAUCAACAGCGUCAGCAACAACAGGGACAGACGAAUUCUGCAGGCAAAGUUUGAAUCGACGCAAUUCCUAAAAGGCAACUCGUCAAUUUUUUAAGAAAUCCAAUUGUUUAUGUCCUUGUUAAUAUUAUUAUUAUACAAAGACCAAGGGUUUGAUUUGAUUCAAGUUGAGUGACAUUGUUUUCUAAUCUUCAUGAACAAAAUAUCCAAUGAAGUAGUAUCGUGCCGACGUGCAGGGAACAAAACUUCCCGUAGGUGACUAAUUCGUAAACGACUUAAUUUGAAAUUGAUUCGAGAAUUAAUCUGUAAACAUCCCAUUGAAUCAUUUGUUUUCACUGCCAUAACAUUCUGUAUAGUAUGCAAGUCUUGUAUUCCUUUUUCCCUGUAAAGACAUUUUAAAGUU
This is a messenger RNA of Centruroides sculpturatus (bark scorpion), 1210 nucleotides long. Its product is annotated as synaptophysin-like protein 2. Lineage: Eukaryota; Metazoa; Arthropoda; Arachnida; Scorpiones; Buthidae. Gene Ontology annotation, cellular component: synaptic vesicle; synaptic vesicle membrane. The record is from RefSeq and is a predicted model, not a curated record. The coding region runs from base 172 to 864 and encodes 230 amino acids. The transcript is spliced from 6 exons.